AUGCUCGCUGCUACUCUUCUCAGCCUGUCAGCAGUGGCUGUCGCUCUUCCAGCAUCCACCUAUGAUGCCCUCCCAACCGCCGGAACAGUGAUAAACCUAGAUAUCACCGCUUUGAACGAGACCUACACUGUUCAAGAGAACGACACCCUAUCAGCCAUUGCCGCCAAAUACGGCGUGGGAACCUGUGAUCUCGCCCGGCUGAAUAUCCUCGCUGAUCCCAACUUCAUCUAUGCUGGCGAGGUGCUUCGCAUUCCUGCUCAACCGACCUUCCCAGAUGACCUGAGCUGCUUCAGCACCAACAAUACCGAGGCCACCAACACUUGUAUCGAUAGUGGUCCCCACGUAUAUACGAUCAUGCCUGGAGACACCAUUCAGAAGAUCGCCAACGAACGAUUCAACAUCACGGUCGAGUCUGUCAUCAACCAGACCGCUCAAACUGGGUAUAUUGCCGCUCUGAACCCUGGCCCCUAUGAUGUCCUUCAGACGGGUGAGACGGUGAAGAUCCCUAUCUGCGACAAUACUGCCUGUACUAUGACUCAAUUUACCUUGGGCUAUGGUACCCUGCAAGACUUUGCUACUUACUAUGGGGUCGCUGUGGGACAGAUUAUGGCGUUGAAUUUGGGCUAUAACCAUUCAGAAGCUGCGGUUCCUUUGGGAGUACUUUACGAUUGUAGCGCUGUGAAUUAA
Molecule: messenger RNA, 687 nt
Organism: Aspergillus niger
Lineage: Eukaryota; Fungi; Ascomycota; Eurotiomycetes; Eurotiales; Aspergillaceae
Exons: 2
Coding region: 1-687 (228 amino acids)
Source: RefSeq, a predicted model, not a curated record